GUCGCGGGCAGGCAGCGCAGCAAACACCCGGGCGAGGACCGCGUGUGUAGGUACUGCCGCCACAGGACCGGGGCCUGGCGUCUGUGGUGACCGCACGCACGCUCACUGAGCUCAGAAUGAGGGUCGCAGCCCUGAUCAGUGGUGGGAAGGACAGCUGUUACAACAUGAUGCGGUGCAUUGCCGAGGGGCACCAAAUUGUUGCAUUAGCAAAUCUAAGACCAGAUGACAACCAAGUGGAGUCAGAUGAACUGGAUAGCUACAUGUAUCAGACAGUGGGUCACCAUGCCAUUGACUUGUAUGCUGAGGCAAUGGCCCUGCCCCUGUAUCGCAGAACCAUCAGAGGAAGGAGCUUGGAGACGGGAAGAGUGUAUACCAGAUGUGAAGGUGAUGAGGUUGAAGAUCUCUAUGAACUAUUAAAGCUCGUUAAGGAAAAAGAAGAAAUAGAAGGGGUAUCAGUAGGUGCUAUACUUUCUGACUAUCAGCGUGUACGAGUAGAAAAUGUAUGUAAACGACUCAAUCUCCAGCCUUUAGCUUACCUUUGGCAGAGAAACCAGGAAGAUUUGCUCCGAGAGAUGAUAGCAUCUAAUAUCGAGGCUAUUAUCAUCAAAGUAGCAGCUUUGGGCUUGGAUCCUGAUAAGCAUCUUGGAAAAACCCUGGGUGAAAUGGAACCUUAUCUUUUAGAGCUCUCCAAGAAGUAUGGUGUCCAUGUGUGUGGAGAAGGUGGGGAGUAUGAGACGUUCACAUUGGACUGCCCUCUGUUCAAGAAGAAGAUCGUUGUGGACACUUCUGAGGCAGUCAUCCAUUCAGCCGAUGCAUUUGCACCUGUGGCUUAUCUGCGGCUCUCAGGGCUGCACUUGGAAGAGAAGGGAUGGGGGAAGAGAGGAAAAAUUUUCUGAAACAAUAAAGGAAGCUGUAAGUGAGAAAAGGUGAAACAUUAGACGAAGUGCAAUGAAAUCAAACAGGAGUUUUAAGGGAAGUACAGAGCAGGUGAUCAGGACGGAGCAGAUGCCUGUCAGUCUGUCUUUGGAGGUAGGUGAAGAUCAGUGUUAGAUCUUUGUAUGAAAGACCCAGAGAAGUUACCCUCUGCUUUCAAGUGAAGUUCUGUGAAGAAGAGUCAUGAUAGGAAACAGAAAUAAUUGGAAAAGGUCUUAUGUCCUGUUUUCUUCCCCACUUCCUGAGGCACUUUUGCAGCUGCAUGUGUGUUACAUGGAAUCACGGUGACAUUUUCAGAGUAUGCAGCAUCUCUAAAAAUAGAAUGAAAACUGGUCCCCACACCUCAGGGUAAGUCAGUAAGAGAGAGCAAUGACUAGGCCCAGCAAGAUGACAAUUACAAGAGAAAACAUUGCCAUCAAACCCUGAGAAACAUAAUACACAAACACGCACAAAUAAAUAAUUAUUAUGCAUGCCACUUCCCACAAAGUUAAUGAUGAAUAAGAUGAAAACCAAUAUAAUAUUAGACUAGACUAAAGGUAAACAUUUAUAACCUUUUAUCAAAAAUUAGUAACAUCACAGAAUGGCAUUAUUCCAUUAAACACCUUCUGAAUUCACUAGGAGGAAACCUUCCCUCUUCUCCUUUUGGUUCCAUGAGCACAGGUAAGAACCUAGUACACUAAUCUCCUACUUAUGCAUUCCUCCAUUUGAAAUUUAGCUUCACCCAGUAGCUCCCUGGGGUUCUCUGGUACUUCCUUGGACUUCGCAGGCCAUUAGCCCACUGUAGAUAACUAUUGUUUCUUUAUGAUUUGAUUUACUGACAUUAACAAAUAUGUCAUAUUUGCCUUUUUUUUUGUAGGUGUCUUCAGUACCUGGGGAUGAUGAAACAACUAGUUAUAUACACAAUUCUUAAUAUUUAUACUGCAUUUUAAAAAUUAUUAUGACCUACUUUUCUUUUUACAAUUUUUAAUUCUUAAAAAAUAUUGGAAACAUUGAAUAAUUGGGAGAAUUUCAGUGAACUCUUCUCUGAUUUUGCCAUUUCUUCAACUUGCUUUCUUCUACAAACAUAAUUUAUUUUUUAUUCCUAUUAGAUUAUUAUUAUAUCACCCAUCACUUUCCUCAGAACCCUACUAUAUACCCCUCCUUGCUCCUUUUCAAAUUUAUGGACACCAUUUUCAUUACUGUUGUUAUAAAACCCUCUCACUGUGUCUCACUCUCUGUCUCUGCACUCUCCUCCUCCCACGCCUUACACACACACACACACACACACACACACACACACACACACACACACACUUUCCUAAAUACAUAAAUACAACCUGUCCAGACUGUAUAGCAUUGCCUAUAUUGUGUUGUCAGGGUUGGCCAUUUGCUGUUGGAUAACCAAGUGGUAUGCUCUUCCCCCAUGGGUUUUCCCAUCCACUUUAGCAUGUCCGUCAGUGCCCUCACUGUUUAGCUCAUGUUUAGGGAGCCAUGAUAAGCCUUCACGGGUGCAGUUUCUGAGGCUCCUGGGAGAAGCAAACUCCCUGGUCCUCUGGCUCUCACAGUCCUCUCUCCCCUUUACUCUCAUGUUGGGAACUAGUCUCUUGGCCUUUGUGUGGCGGGCCCCUGUAUUUCCUUUGAUUCCUCUCCAGCCCUCUUCAUUUAGCAUUUCCUUGUCAUACUUUUUUCUCCCCUCUUUUUCCCACCCCAUGUCCUGAAAAGAGGUAUCAGAAAAUGAAGACCCUGAUCUUUGUACUUAGCUCAUUGUAAUCACGUGUCAUUGUAAUCACGUGUCACUGCAGUAAUUUCUCUUUUCUAUUUUUUUAUAUAAUCAUUCAAAAUGUUAUUCAUCAUUGGAUAAUUAGAAAGAUUAUCAUAAGUGGCUGGUUAUUUUAUGAUUGAUUUUAAAGAAAUUUUAAGUAUCACUUAUGAAUACCUAAUAUAUAUUUUUUUAAAAACUAUUUUUCUAGAAUAAUUUUAUGUUCACUGCAAAACUGAAUGGAAAAGCACAAAGUGCCCAUGCUUAUUUUUUGUGCCACUGGAACACCAUCUGCCUCAUAUCGGCAUACUAUACCAGAGAGGUAUUUUGUAACUGAUAAACCCUCGUUGCUAGAUCCUUAUCAAAGGUGCAUCUUUAACCAGAAAUGGUGGUUGCCCCUGUAAUUCCAGAACUUGAGAAGUUGAAGCAGGAGCUGUGCUGUGAGAUGUGGCCUGGAUCACCUUGUCUCAAAAACAAACAAAAACAUCAUAGUUUGUACAAAGUCUCACAAUUGUGGUUUUACAUUCCAUGGGAUUUAACAAAUGUUCAAAACCGUAGAUGCAUCGUUAUCCCCCUAUAACACAAUAGUUCUGCUGUCUUAAUAAUCCUGUGUGCUCCACCUAUUCAUCCUUCUGUCUGCUCCAGCCCCUCCCUGGCAACCACUGAUCUCUCUGCUCUCUAGUUUUGCAACUUUGAGGAUAUCAUGUGGUAGCAAUCCUUAACUUAUUAGUACGUGUUUUGAUUCCCUUGUUUCUCAUUAUGGUUGUUUCUACUUUUUGUCGAGUAUGAAUAAAGCUGCUAUCAAUAUUCAUGUAUAA
This is a messenger RNA of Rattus norvegicus (Norway rat), 3489 nucleotides long. Lineage: Eukaryota; Metazoa; Chordata; Mammalia; Rodentia; Muridae. The record is from RefSeq and is a predicted model, not a curated record.